Messenger RNA from Chroicocephalus ridibundus (black-headed gull), 1928 nucleotides. RefSeq names its product gamma-aminobutyric acid receptor subunit rho-2. The coding region runs from base 459 to 1928 and encodes 489 amino acids. Gene Ontology annotation, cellular component: synapse; neuron projection; plasma membrane. The transcript has 9 exons. Gene Ontology annotation, biological process: chloride transmembrane transport; signal transduction; regulation of membrane potential. Lineage: Eukaryota; Metazoa; Chordata; Aves; Charadriiformes; Laridae. Gene Ontology annotation, molecular function: GABA-A receptor activity; extracellular ligand-gated monoatomic ion channel activity; chloride channel activity. The record is from RefSeq and is a predicted model, not a curated record.
GGCUAAACUGGAAAACAAAAUCUCGACUGCUACAAAACCAUUGAAAUAUGUACAUUUUACAAUGAUAUGUGUCUGAGACAUGGCACAGGCACUUCCCAGCGGAAGAAGAAGCCCGGCGAAGGAACAGAAAAUCUGGAAAGCCUAAUGAAAGGGGACAGCCCGGUUUUACAGAGUCUGGCAGAAGGAUAGCGCUGCCCCGAGAUUAGGGGAUUGAGCAAAAAGCUGGCGUGCAGAAUUGCGGGUUUUUAUGUAAUGGCUUUAGUAAAUAUCCUUUAGGACCCAGUGGAAAUGUUUGGUGAGGCAAACUUCAUGAGUAAUGGCCAAUCGUUAAGCGGUGAUGAGGGAAGAGCUUUGAGUGAGAAACCCCUGAAAGCCUCUCGGAAACACCGCGUGGGGAAAGCAGCGUUCCUACCACCCAUCGCCGGCGAACAUGCGACGCCGGAAUUAGAGUGGAUUCGAUGUUUAAACCCGGGGGGACUUGCACUGCAGGAGGUUACUGGAGCGCAGAGUGCCCGGCUCCUGUUGCCAGCAAGAUGCCUUAUUUUGCAAAACUCCUUUUAUUAAUCUUCUGCUUAGUUCUUCUUGUGGAAAGCAGAAGGCACAGGAGGAGGAGGUGGACAAGCCAGCUGGAGGUGCAGAGGGCAAGUCACAUCUAUAAGAAGAAUCAUGACGUGACCAAAACUUGGAGAGGAAAGACGGAGCAGCUUCUCAGGGUUGAUGACCAUGACUUCACCAUGCGGCCGGCUUUUGGAGGCCCUGCAAUUCCUGUUGGGGUGGAUGUGCAAGUUGAAAGCUUGGACAGUAUUUCUGAGGUUGACAUGGAUUUCACUAUGACUCUGUACUUAAGGCACUACUGGAGGGAUGAGCGUCUCUCGUUUCCCAGCACCACCAACAAGAGCAUGACCUUUGAUGGCAGGCUGGUGAAGAAGAUCUGGGUCCCCGACGUCUUCUUUGUGCACUCCAAAAGGUCCUUCACUCACGACACCACCACGGACAACAUCAUGCUGCGAGUGUUCCCCGAUGGUCAUGUCCUCUACAGCAUGAGAAUCACAGUGACAGCAAUGUGUAACAUGGACUUCAGCCGCUUCCCCCUGGACUCUCAGACGUGUUCUCUGGAGCUGGAAAGCUAUGCUUACACUGAUGAAGAUCUGAUGCUGUAUUGGAAAAAUGGGAAUGAAUCUCUGAAAACUGAUGAAAAGAUUUCUUUGUCUCAGUUUUUGAUCCAAAAAUUCCACACUACAUCAAGACUGGCUUUCUACAGUAGCACGGGUUGGUACAAUCGCCUCUACAUAAACUUCACUUUACGCCGACACAUCUUCUUCUUCUUGCUCCAAACCUACUUCCCUGCCACCCUCAUGGUCAUGUUGUCCUGGGUGUCCUUCUGGAUCGAUCGCCGAGCAGUUCCUGCCAGAGUCUCUUUGGGGAUAACCACUGUGCUGACCAUGUCCACGAUCAUCACUGGGGUGAACGCCUCCAUGCCUCGUGUUUCCUACAUCAAAGCAGUGGACAUUUACCUGUGGGUCAGUUUUGUGUUUGUCUUCCUCUCGGUGCUGGAAUACGCAGCAGUGAAUUACCUGACUACGGUGCAAGAGCGGAAGGAGAGGAAACUGCGGGAGAGGUUUCCAUGCACGUGUGGAAUAUCUCAUUCGAAAACUAUGAUGCUGGAUGGAAACUACAGUGAAUCUGAUGCCAACAGCCUGGCAGGAUAUACAAGAAACCAGGUGGUCCCAGAGGAGGAAAAACAAGAAAAGAUGGUUGUGCACUUAGCUAUGAGCAAUGAAUCUAAUUCAUCAAGGAAGAGAGGCCUGAAGGGCCAUGUGGGCUUGCGCAUCAUCCAGAACACUCAUGCAAUUGAUAAAUACUCAAGAUUAAUAUUUCCAGGCACCUAUAUAUUUUUUAAUUUGAUAUAUUGGUCUGUCUUUAGCUAA